UUUGCCUGCAGAGUGUUUAGAGAUCAGAGGUUUCCACAAGCUGAACUCAACUCUCCCCCAGCACGUAUGAAAGCUCUUACGCGUUUACUGUAAAAACUGCUUUGGACUUUUUCCGGAAACUAGUCGCCAUCUCCCUCCCGACAUAAUUAUAGCGGAUCGUUCUGGCACGGAGAUUUAUCAUGUAAAACAUCCGGGAUUUCUGAGAUGUGGGUUUUUAAGAUUCUGUCGGCGGACUCUUGAAUUCACCUGGAUCUGAAGGAGUGUUUGACCUCUGUUUUCGUGCGUUUAUAAACGUUUAAACGUCCAUCAUGAUCGGGAGUGUAAGACGGCUGUAGUUUAACUGCAAGGAAAUUAGCCAGAUGUAAAGUUAGUGGACCGCGGGAACUAGCGGAGAAGUGAGAUAACCUAACUUGUUGAAUUAUUUAUUUACGAUUUAGUGGAAUCGGGUGCUUCUGUAAGACAUAAUAUUUAUAUAAAAUUGUAUUUAAUUGUAUAAUUAAAACAGAACUUGACAGAGUUUUAACCUGUAAAUUUGUAUGUAAAUAUUAGAUGUUACCCAAAAAAAAAAAAAACAGGAAGUAGAAAGUUCAUAGUAAGUCAUUUAUUGGGUUAGAUUGUAAAUAACAACCAACCCCCAAAAAAGGAAUAUAUAGUAACGUUACCUAGCCAUCUCCAGGAUUUCUACAAUGCGGGAUGCGCCUGUGAAUUUCAAUCUUCUACACAGGACUUGCUCUUUAGUGGUGUUGCUAUGUUUGCUACACAUCUCUGUCACUGUCAUAUAUUAUAUGAAAAAUUCAGAUUCAAGGCAAACUUUUGUACAAAAUCAGCAAAACCCUCAGAUCCAUAGGAAACUGACCGAACAGAGAGUGGCAUCAGAGGAGAGCAGUGUGCCAGCUGUGUCUAAUGGGACGGAGACCGAGAAAAAGCUGGACACAUGCCCUGACAGUCCGCCUCGACUGGUGGGUCCGCUGCGGGUAGAGUUUUCUGACCCGGUCUCUCUAGACCUGGUGAGGUCCGAGAACCCAGCGUUGAGGCCCGGUGGACGGUCUAAACCCACAGACUGCAUCGCCCAGCAGAAGGUGGCUGUCAUCAUCCCCUUCAGGAACCGUGACGAGCACCUGAAGUACUGGUUGUAUUAUCUACACCCCAUCCUCCAGCGCCAGCAGCUGGACUACGGCAUCUACGUCAUCAACCAGGACGGUGAGGAUACGUUCAACCGCGCCAAACUGCUCAACAUUGGUUACGCUGAGGCUCUGAAGGAGUAUGACUACGAUUGUUUCAUCUUCAGUGAUGUAGACCUCAUCCCAAUGGAUGACCGCAACAUCUACAAGUGCUAUAAUCAGCCCAGGCAUCUGUCUGUGUCUAUGGACAAGUUUGGAUUCAGGUUGCCAUACGCACAGUACUUUGGUGGCGUGUCAUCUCUGAGCAAGGAACAGUAUCUGAAGAUCAACGGCUUCCCAAACAACUACUGGGGCUGGGGAGGAGAAGAUGAUGACAUAUUCAACAGGGUUGCCUCCAAAGGGAUGUCUAUAUCAAGGCCUGAUGGGAUCAUUGGAAGAUGUAGAAUGAUCCGGCAUGAUCGAGACAAACAAAACGACCCCAAUCCACAGAGGUUUGACCGAAUCGCUCACACAAGGCAAACAAUGGCAAGAGAUGGGAUCAGUUCAUUAACGUAUAAGGUUGUUCAAAUCGAGAAAGACCAGCUAUUCACCAAAAUCACAGUGGAUGUGGGAAAACCAUGAUUCCUGCAUAGAGACCAACAUAAAACUGAGUAAACCCGCAGCGCUGGCUGUCCAAACCAAAUGUGCCUUCAUAGUCAAAUGGAUCAUUUUCAAAGUGGAUUCUAUAUUCUUAAAAAGACACGUGAGUACUUAGACAUGUAUGUUUUGCCAUCUUUGCGCACGUGAUGGUGAACACAGGGGUCUGGACUCCUUUUGUCCAGUGUAUCAGAAAUGUUCAGCUGCUAAAGGACAUACACAAAGUUUCAGGUUGUCCUCAAGGCGACGGAUCAACCUUGUUCUGUCUCAGACACCUCUGCUGAGGAAAGACUAUAUUUAGAGCCAUUCAAUGAAAGCAGCCAAUUAAAGUGAACUGAAUUGCUGAUGAAAAUAUCCUUGUGGUGGGACAAAGUUUGUGAGUUGCUGUGUAUGGGAUUAUUUAGUUGUGUGUGUUUGAAAGCGAAUAUUUAAAGGAUCGAUUUUGUUAAUCAACACCUAAGCAAUGCAAAAAAAAAAAAAAACUGAAGAUAUAAAAUUUCAAGGGUUGAUACAAGCAAACUGGCAUUUUUGGGCUGUCACAUCUUUGUUUACUUCAAUUACGAAUUGCAUCUCAUUAUCUCGUUGCUGUACCAGGUUAUCACAGAGCCUUUUAAAUGAUAUCUCUCUUUGUUAGGAGUGAGCUGUCUGAAUGUAUUGGCCUGCAUGGUUUUUAUUCUUAAGCGCUUGAUGUGUAUUGGACUAUUGUUAUGUUUGCUGGAACACCAAAGUGGCAGCCUUUCAUCUUAAAUGACAUUAAUUUCCUCUUUUCUGUUUGGUGCUUUAUCUUUUUGAUUGCAAUCAAAUGCAGCAUUAUCAGGCCAAGCUUUCAAAUUUGCUAUGUUCCUUUUCUGGGUUUCCGGCCGUUAAUGGCAUUGUGAAUUUCUCAGAUCUAUGCUGGCUAUUAAGGGCACAAGAAUAUUCAAGCUCUCUACUGUAACGAAAACAUGAAGCCAUUGAGAACUUUGCUGAAUUGACCUGUUGAUACUUUGUAGCUUUCUUUUUUCUCUCUCUCACAUGUGCUGGUCUGCUCUUGAAUUCUUUUGAGCAAAGAAAACAGUGUUUUAUUUUAAAAACCUGUCAUUGCGGAAACCAAAACUGCCUUUCAACUCUGUCAGGGGACGAAAUGCAGACGAAGCAAAUGAAUGUAUGUCAGCUGUUUGCUCAAGUGCUUUUCAAGAUGGCGACUAACAGCCCAUUCCCAAUGUACUGAAUGUUUAAGUUGCGCCAGCCAAAUUCUUUCCUCUGCGCCGAGCACCCCAAAAGACCCAUAGAUUUUCUUUCCAAACUCUCCAAUGCCUUAUGAAAAGUCCUUGCACCAGGAAAGAAAACUACCUCUCCACACGGCACGGCACUCGCAAGCAGAAGGGAUAAGCGGCUAAUGCUGUCUCUCAAACCAAAUACUUUGGCAAAUAAUCUUGGGCUUUUUUUCCUCUUAUAGGUCAGUUAAAGCAAGGUAUAAAUCUGUUUAGACAAUGGUCUUUGUUUGAGAGCCAGCACAUAAUACAUUUUCUUUUUCUUUGUAUAAUUCUUUGGUUUGUUCCUCUGACAGUGAACAAUGAACGUAAUUUGGAAUUAUGGAAAGUAAAUAAUUAAACUGUGUUUGAUUUCA
Molecule: messenger RNA, 3366 nt
Organism: Carassius gibelio (silver crucian carp)
Lineage: Eukaryota; Metazoa; Chordata; Actinopteri; Cypriniformes; Cyprinidae
Product: beta-1,4-galactosyltransferase 1
Exons: 6
Coding region: 687-1742 (351 amino acids)
Biological process (GO): protein N-linked glycosylation; carbohydrate metabolic process
Molecular function (GO): beta-N-acetylglucosaminylglycopeptide beta-1,4-galactosyltransferase activity; cytoskeletal protein binding
Source: RefSeq, a predicted model, not a curated record